Molecule: messenger RNA, 8166 nt
Organism: Effrenium voratum
Lineage: Eukaryota; Dinophyceae; Suessiales; Symbiodiniaceae
Source: the annotation of a GenBank genome assembly
AUGGCGUUUCCAUCGGCUGGCCCCGUGGAUGUUUCCGUGAUAAAGCGAGUGGCCAAGGAUGACCUGGGGCUCAACGUGCAGCCCAAGGUCCCGACAUUCUGCACCGCGUUAGCACAAAUAUACGUCCGCAGCCAGCCCUAUGGAGGGUCAGACAAGAGCAACAACGGCCAUCGCUACGACUCCAUCCCCUUUGCCAACGGCAUGAUCAGCUCCGGCAUGAGCUGCCAGCUGAUCCACUACACCCAUGAGGAGCACGACAAGUUCUUUGAGGUGUGCAAGAGCUUCCAUGCCAUCAUCGUUCGUUGCAACCCGGGACAGAUCAAGGCGGAUGGCGGCGACCAGGCGAAGUUCGACAACGGCAUGCGGGCCAUGCGCAAGCUGGGCAUUCAGGUGUGGCCUUCUCCUGAUGUCAUGGAGUUCAUGGGAGCAAAGGAUGCCUUGUGCAAGGUGGCACACUUGAACAUUGGCUUGGAGGACACCUUGGCGUACUACUCGUCCGAGGAGUUUGCCGCCGGCUUCAAGAAGACCAUGGCAUUUCAGCCGCGAGUGAUCAAGCAGAACCGAGGCUCGUCAGGAGAAGGCAUUUGGAUCGUCAAGUUGAAGAGCGGCAACUACUGCAAGUCUUAUGGUGAGCGGUCUUGCUCAGACGAUGAGGUGCUGGACAUGAUGGAGGCCAACGACAACCAUGCCGAGGAGCACACUGUGGCAGAGUUUGUCGAAUUUUGUGUGAGAGGCCGCACUGAUAAGUCAGGCACAUGGACGUCCAAGGGGGUCGGCAAGUACUUGGAAGGUGGCAAGGCUGCCGGUGGACAGCUUGUGGAUCAGCGCUUUUGCCCACGUAUCGUUGAGGGCGAGCUGCGCUACAACAUGGUGGUGGACACUUUGGUUGGCAUCAUCCACAAGAAGCCCAAGGAGGGUGGCAUCUCGGCAGUAGGCGGCACUGGCUCGAUCUACACCUUCUACGGCCCGGAGGAGACCAAGUUUCAGUCCCUUACAGACAAUUUCCUGAAGAGGGACUUGCCGCAUGUGAUGCCUUCUCUGGGAUUGGCUGACGAGCCCGUUCCACUGUGGUGGACCACCGACUUCAUCCUCGCCUCGCCCGAGGGAACUCCGGCAGACCAGGAGAAGUGGAUCGUGGGUGAGUUCAACUGCUCAUGCGUCGGCAUCUCCAAGUGCCUGCCGGCCUACUGCAAGGACGAUACGCCCAGCGCCUGCUUCACGGACAUCCCGGCAGAGGACUUGAAAGAAGCCCAGCUCUACGGGGAUCUCAUGGGCAAAAAGGCGUUGACGAUCCUCAGCAAGGCCGCCCAGGGCCCCGUGGACGUGUCGCCGCUCACCCAGGUGGCGAAGGACACCCUGGGCCUGCGGCCGCAGCCCUCGAAGCCCCUCUACAAGAUGGCCCUGGCGCAGAUUUAUGUACGCAGCCAACCCUAUGGCGGCUCGGACAAGAGCUCCAACGGGCACCGCUACGACUCCAUCCCAUUUGCCAACGGCAUGAUCAGCGCUGGCAUGAGCUGCCAACUCGUGCACUACACGCACGAGGAGCAUGACAAGUUCUUCGAAGUGUGCAAAAGCUUCAAUGCCAUCAUCGUGAGAUGCAACCCGGGACAGAUCAAGGCGGAUGGCGGCGACCAGGGGAAGUUCGACAAUGGCAUGAGGGUUAUGCGCAAGCUGGGCAUUCAGGUGUGGCCUUCUCCCGAUGUCAUGGAGUUCAUGGGCGCCAAGGAUGCCUUGUGCAAGGUGGCGCACUUGAACAUUGGCUUGGAGGACACCUUGGCGUACUACUCGCCUGAGGAGUUUGCCGCUGGCUUCAAGAAGACCAUGGCAUUCCAGCCGCGAGUGAUCAAGCAGAACCGAGGCUCGUCCGGCGAGGGCAUUUGGAUCAUCAAGCUGAAGAAGGGUGACUACUGCAAGUCGUACGGUGAUCGCUCAUGCGCAGAUGAUGAGGUGCUGGACAUGAUGGAGGCCAACGACAACCACUCGGAAGAGCAUACGGUCGCCGAGUUCAUUGAAUUCUGUGCAAGCGGCCGCACGUCUAAGUCCGGCACGUGGACGUCCAAGGGAGUGGGCAAGUACUUGGAGGGCGGCAAGGCUGCUGGUGGCCAGCUUGUGGAUCAGCGCUUUUGCCCGCGAAUUGUGGAGGGAGAGCUGCGCUACAACAUGGUGGUGGACACUUUGGUUGGCAUCAUCCACAAGAAGCCCAAGGAGGGUGGCAUCUCGGCAGUAGGCGGCACUGGCUCGAUCUACACCUUCUAUGGUCCGGAGGAGACUAAGUUCAAGGCGCUCACAGACAACUUCCUGAAGAGGGACUUGCCCCACGUCAUGCCUUCUCUGGGCUUGGGCGACGAACCCAUCCCACUGUGGUGGACCACCGACUUCAUCCUCGCCUCUCCCGAGGGAACACCGGCAGACCAGGAGAAGUGGAUCGUGGGGGAGUUCAACUGCUCCUGCGUGGGCAUCUCCAAGUGCCUGGCGGCCUACUGCAAGGAUGACACGCCUUCCGCCCACUUCUUCGACAUCGCGUCGGAGGACCUCAAGGAGGCCCAGGGUUAUGGAGACCUCAUGGGCCUCAAGGCCAAGGGCAUCCUCGACAAGAUGCAGGCGCCGGUGGACGUGUCGAGCCUCACAAAGGUGGCCAAAGACAAUUCGGGCCUGAAAGCCCAGCCCCAGAAUCCCAAGUACAAGAUGGCACUGGCGCAGAUCUAUGUGCGCAGCCAGCCCUACGGCGGAUCGGACAAGAGCUCCAACGGCCACCGCUACGAUUCCAUCCCCUUUGCCAACGGCAUGAUCAGCGCAGGCAUGAGCUGCCAGCUCAUCCACUAUGUCCAUCAAGAGCACGACAAGUUCUUUGGCGUGUGCAAAAAUUUUGAUGCAAUCAUCGUGCGGUGCAACCCGGGACAGAUCAAGGCGGAUGGCGGCGACCAGGCCAAAUUUGAUGAUGGCAUGCGAGGUAUGCGCAAGCUGGGCAUUCAGGUGUGGCCUUCCCCCGAUGUCAUGGAGUUCAUGGGUGCCAAGGACGCCUUGUGCAAGGUGGCACACUUGAACAUUGGUCUGGAGGACACCUUGGCGUACUACUCGCCCGAGGAGUUUGCCGCUGGCUUCAAGAAGACCAUGGCGUUCCAGCCGCGAGUGAUCAAGCAGAACCGAGGCUCGUCUGGCGAAGGCAUUUGGAUCAUCAAGCUGAAGAAGGGCAACUACUGCAAGACCUACGGCGAGCGGUCUUGCACAGACGAUGAGGUGCUGGACAUGAUGGAAGCUAACGACAACCACUCAGAAGAGCACACAGUCGCUGAGUUGAUCGAGUUCUGUGUUCACGGGCGCACGGCUAAGUCCGGCACAUGGACGUCCAAGGGAGUCGGCAAGUACUUGGAGGGUGGAAAGGCUGCCGGUGGACAGCUUGUGGAUCAGCGCUUUUGCCCACGUAUCGUUGAGGGCGAGCUGCGCUACAACAUGAUCAGCGAUGCGCUGGUUGGCAUCAUCCACAAGAAGCCCAAGGAGGGUGGCAUCUCGGCAGUGGGCGGCACUGGCUCGAUCUACACCUUCUAUGGUCCGGAGGAGACUAAGUUCAAGGCCCUCACAGACAACUUCCUGAAGACGGACUUGCCCAAUGUCAUGCCUUCCCUGGGCUUAGCCAAUGAGCCCAUCCCCUUGUGGUGGACCACCGACUUCAUCCUCGCCUCGCCCGAGGGAACACCGGCAGACCAGGAGAAGUGGAUCGUGGGGGAGUUCAACUGCUCCUGCGUGGGCAUCUCCAAGUGCCUGGCAGCCUACUGCAAGGAUGACACCCCAAAUGCCUGCUUCGACGACAUCGCAGCGGAGGAUCUCAAGGAGGCGGAGCGCUACGGAGACCUCAUGGGCGUGAAGGCCUUGAGCGUGCUGGAGACUGCGCGGGCGCCGGUGAGCGUGGCGUCCAUCACCAAGGUGGCCAAGGAUGACUUGGGCUUGCUGCCUCAACCAAAAAAGCCUUCCUACAAGAUGGCUUUGGCGCAGAUCUAUGUGCGCAGCCAGCCCUACGGCGGAUCGGACAAGAGCUCCAACGGCCACCGGUACGACUCCAUGCCUUUUGCCAACGGCAUGAUCAGCGCAGGCAUGAGCUGCCAGCUCAUCCACUACGUGCAUCAAGAGCACGACAAGUUCUUUGACGUGUGCAAGAAUUUUGAUGCAAUCAUCGUGCGGUGCAACCCCGGACAGAUCAAGGCGGAUGGCGGCGACCAGGCCAAGUUUGAUGAUGGCAUGAGGGCUAUGCGCAAGCUGGGCAUCCAGGUGUGGCCUUCCCCCGAUGUCAUGGAGUUCAUGGGCGCCAAGGACGCCUUGUGCAAAGUGGCACACUUGAAUAUCGGCUUGGAGGACACCUUGGCGUACUACUCGCCCGAAGAGUUUGCCGCUGGCUUCAAGAAGACCAUGGCGUUCCAGCCGCGAGUGAUCAAGCAGAACCGAGGCUCGUCAGGCGAAGGCAUUUGGAUCAUCAAGCUGAAGAAGGGCGACUACUGCAAGUCUUUCGGCGAGCGGUCUUGCACAGACGAUGAGGUGCUGGACAUGAUGGAAGCAAACGACAACCACUCAGAAGAGCACACAGUCGCCGAGUUGAUCGAGUUCUGUGUGAGCGGGCGCACGGCCAAGUCCGGAACAUGGACGUCCAAGGGAGUGGGCAAGUACUUGGAGGGUGGCAAGGCUGCUGGUGGACAGCUUGUGGAUCAGCGCUUCUGCCCGCGCAUUGUUGAGGGCGAGCUGCGCUACAACAUGAUCAGCGAUGCGCUGGUUGGCAUCAUCCACAAGAAGCCCAAGGAGGGUGGCAUCUCGGCAGUGGGCGGCACUGGCUCAAUUUACACUUUCUAUGGUCCGGAGGAGACUAAGUUCAAGGCCCUCACAGACAACUUCCUGAAGAGAGACUUGCCCUACGUCAUGCCUUCCCUUGGCCUGGCUGACGAGCCCGUUCCACUGUGGUGGACCACCGACUUCAUCCUCGCCUCUCCUGAGGGAACACCGGCAGACCAGGAGAAGUGGAUCGUGGGGGAGUUCAACUGCUCCUGCGUGGGCAUCUCCAAGUGCCUGGCAGCCUACUGCAAGGAUGACACACCCAAUGCAUCUUACUACGACAUCGCCACAGAGGACUUGAAAGAGGCGGAGGGCUAUGGCUCGCUCAUGGGGCAGAAGGCGUUGGGUAUUCUGGAUAAGGUCGCCAACCCGAUUAGCGUUGCUGGAUUGACCAAAGUUGCCGCUGACAAUUUGGGAUUGCGCCGACAGCCGGCCAAUCCAAAGUACAAGAUGGCACUGGCACAAAUCUACGUGCGCAGCCAGCCCUACGGCGGAUCAGACAAGAGCUCUAACGGCCACCGCUACGAUUCCAUCCCGUUUGCCAAUGGCAUGAUCAGCGCUGGCAUGAGCUGCCAACUGAUCCACUAUGUGCAUCAGGAGCAUUUCAAGUUCUUUGACGUGUGCAAGAAUUUUGAUGCAAUCAUCGUGCGGUGCAACCCCGGACAGAUCAAGGCGGAUGGCGGCGACCAGGCCAAGUUUGACGAUGGUAUGAGGGCUAUGCGCAAGCUGGGCAUCCAGGUGUGGCCUUCCCCCGAUGUCAUGGAGUUCAUGGGCGCCAAGGACGCCUUGUGCAAAGUGGCGCACUUGAAUAUUGGCUUGGAGGACACCUUGGCGUACUACUCGCCCGAAGAGUUUGCCGCUGGCUUCAAGAAGACCAUGGCGUUCCAGCCGCGAGUGAUCAAGCAGAACCGAGGCUCGUCAGGCGAAGGCAUUUGGAUCAUCAAGCUGAAAAAGGGCAACUACUGCAAGACCUACGGCGAGCGGUCUUGUACAGACGAUGAGGUGCUGGACAUGAUGGAAGCUAACGACAACCACUCAGAAGAGCACACAGUCGCCGAGUUGAUCGAGUUCUGUGUGAGCGGGCGCACGGCCAAGUCCGGAACAUGGACGUCCAAGGGAGUGGGCAAGUACUUGGAGGGUGGCAAGGCUGCGGGUGGCCAGCUUGUGGAUCAGCGCUUUUGCCCGCGAAUUGUGGAGGGAGAGCUGCGCUACAACAUGGUGGUGGACACUUUGGUUGGCAUCAUUCACAAGAAGCCCAAGGAGGGUGGCAUCUCGGCAGUGGGCGGCACCGGCUCGAUCUACACCUUCUAUGGUCCGGAGGAGACUAAGUUUAAGGCCCUCACAGACAACUUCCUGAAGAGAGACUUGCCCCACGUCAUGCCUUCUUUAGGCUUAGGUGACGAGCCAGUUCCACUGUGGUGGACCACCGACUUCAUCCUUGCCUCGCCCGAGGGAACACCGGCAGACCAGGAGAAGUGGAUCGUGGGGGAGUUCAACUGCUCCUGCGUGGGCAUCUCCAAGUGCCUGGCAGCCUACUGCAAGGACGACACCCCGAACGCCUGCUUCAACGACAUCGCUUUGGAGGAUUUGAAGGAGGCGGAGCGGUACGGAGACCUCAUGGGCGUCAAGGCCCUGGACAUUCUUGAGAAGGCGAGGAAUCCGGUGGACACGAGCUCGCUGACGCUGGUGGCCAAAGACAACCUGGGCCUGGUGUCUCAGCCCAAGAAGGCUCGCUUCAAGUGUGCCCUUGCGCAGAUCUAUGUGCGAAGCCAGCCAUAUGGCGGAUCGGACAAGAGCUCCAAUGGCCACCGCUACGAUUCCGUCCCCUUUGCCAACGGCAUGAUCAGCGCUGGCAUGAGCUGCCAGCUCAUCCACUACGUGCAUCAAGAGCACGACAAGUUCUUCGAUGUGUGCAAGAAUUUUGAUGCAAUUAUCGUGCGGUGCAACCCCGGACAGAUCAAAGCGGAUGGCGGCGACCAGGCCAAGUUUGAUGAAGGCAUGCGAGGUAUGCGCAAGCUGGGCAUUCAGGUGUGGCCUUCCCCCGAUGUGAUGGAGUUCAUGGGCGCCAAGGAUGCCUUGUGCAAGGUGGCGCACUUGAACAUUGGCUUGGAGGACACCUUGGCAUACUACUCGCCCGAGGAGUUUGCCGCUGGUUUUAAGAAGACCAUGGCAUUCCAGCCGCGAGUGAUCAAGCAGAACCGAGGCUCCUCAGGCGAAGGCAUUUGGAUCAUCAAGCUGAAAAAGGGCAACUACUGCAAGACCUACGGCGAGCGGUCUUGCACAGACGAUGAGGUGCUGGACAUGAUGGAAGCUAACGACAACCACUCAGAAGAGCACACAGUCGCCGAGUUGAUCGAGUUCUGUGUGAGCGGGCGCACGGCCAAGUCCGGAACAUGGACGUCCAAGGGAGUGGGCAAGUACUUGGAGGGUGGCAAGGCUGCCGGUGGACAGCUUGUGGAUCAGCGCUUUUGCCCGCGAAUUGUGGAGGGAGAGCUGCGCUACAACAUGGUGGUGGACAGUCUGGUUGGCAUCAUCCACAAGAAGCCCAAGGAGGGUGGCAUCUCGGCAGUGGGCGGCACUGGCUCAAUCUACACUUUCUAUGGUCCGGAGGAGACUAAGUUCAAGGCCCUCACAGACAAUUUCCUGAAGAGAGACUUGCCCCAUGUCAUGCCUUCCCUGGGCCUGGCUGACGAGCCCGUUCCACUGUGGUGGACCACCGACUUCAUCCUCGCCUCUCCUGAGGGAACACCGGCAGACCAGGAGAAGUGGAUCGUGGGGGAGUUCAACUGCUCCUGCGUGGGCAUCUCCAAGUGCCUGGCAGCCUACUGCAAGGACGACACCCCGAACGCCUGCUUCACCGACAUUUCCCCGGAUGACGCGGCGGAGGCCAAAAGGUACGGGGAUCUCAUGGGCGUCAAGGCGCGCAGCAUCCUGAGCCGCGCUAAGGGCGGCCUCGGCACGAGGACCCCCGGAGUCUUCAAGAUCGUCUUCCUGCGCCACGGAGAGAGCGACUGGAACGUGAAGAACAUCUUCACGGGCUGGGCAGAUGUGGACCUCAGCGAAACUGGCUGCAGGGAGGCGGUGGAGGCCGGACAGAUGCUCAAGGACGAGGGCUUCAAGUUCGACAUUGUCUUCACGUCGGGGCCGCGCCAUUCGCACCGCCUGGUCGGCCCUCGCGGAGUCCGGGAACUUCUCCAUGCCGGUGAUCAACAGCUGGAGGCUCAACGAGCGGCACUAUGGUGGCCUCCAGGGCUUGAACAAGGCAGAGACAGCUGCAAAGCACGGGGAGAAGCAGGUGAAGAUCUGGCGCCGCAGCUACGACAUCCCGCCCCCCGCCAUCGGCAGCUCUGA